AUGGAGACAUUGGCCAUUUCGGAGAUUCCGUUUACCAGUGGUGACCACUUAUGUGUUCACUUUGAUAUAUGCGGCAAUUUGCCCUCCCCUUUAAGCUCGUUCUCACUCUCUGCCUGGGAGGUUGCGCUUUCCUGGAUCAUCAAUUGUGUGGUCAACCAUAAGUCUUGCGGUCAGACAAAUCUUCGCUCAGCACGAAAAUUACCGUCUCGUCUAAUCGCAGUCGGUGAAAAAGACGAUUUCUCAGACAUACGCUUAUGUGAGACAAUCGAGUUCGAAGUAGGCUGGCAGUAUGUCACAUUGAGUCACCGCUGGCCCCUUAAUGGCUUCUCUUUCAAGCUUUCGGAGGAGACUUAUAAUGAAUUCUUAAAAAAUAUACCCUGGAAUCAAACGCCACAAACAUUCAAAGAUGCUAUUAUCGCCACAAGAAAGCUUCAAGCAAGCUUAGGUAUUAGGUACCUGUGGAUCGAUACAUUGUGUAUCAUUCAAGACUCCGAGGAAGAUAAAAAGCGAGAACUCGGCAUAAUGGGUGAUAUUUACAGCUACUCGUUUCUUAAUCUUGCCGCUUGUACCGAUUCUGACUAUGGGCUUUCCGCCAAGCGCGAUAAGCUCUCUUCACAUACUUGCAUUAUCAAGGUUGGACCUCAAAGUCAGCUGCCUCAAGGAUACUACGCAGUCGAGAAUAUGGACGAUCACCGGACAGAAGUAGUACAAUCAGAAUUGACAAGCCGUGGUUGGGUUCAGCAGGAGUUCUUACUAGCCCGCCGUCUGCUCAUCUUCACGCCACAGCAGCUUUUUUGGGAGUGCGCAUGUUUCUGCGCAUCCGAGAAGCGCCCAGGAACUAUGAUCCCACCUACGCUCGCAAGAUCCCGCUUGAAAGAGAAAUCUUUCGACAACCCAGACCUUUGGAUGCAACAUCCAGGCUCUGAAGAGCGAGAUUUCCAAUUCUAUCGACUUUGGAUGAAUAUUGUCGGGGCCUAUACUGCUUGCAAUCUCACAAACCCAGAAGACAAACUGGUGGCUAUUUCUGGCAUGGCAAAACAAAUGAAAAGAGGAAUUGAGGAACGAGAUAGCUAUCUCUGCGGAUUAUGGACUCGUCGCUUGGAGUUGCAAUUGUUAUGGCGGGUUCAAGAGGGGCAUCGAAGGAAAAGGCAGGAGGAUACGCAGAGGUUUAAAUAUAUUGCACCUACAUGGUCAUGGGCUUCCGUAAACGGCCGAGUCUACAAUCAUCGGACGAAUAGAGAGGCUUGGGAGAAGACGCAGCCUAUGGUCAAGAUCGAGAUACUGGAUAGACCUCAUUACGAAAACAACUUUGGCCGCCUACGACCUCCCCCUUAUGCGGCGUUGGCGAUCACCGGUCUUCUGCUCAAAGUCCAAAUGGAAGCAAGGCUGAAGCCAGAGCCAGGGUUUGUGCAUAGAUUUACUCAUCUGACGUGGCACCGUCUUCAAUUUACGGAAACCCCGGUUUACCUCGACCUAGAUACGCCGGGAGACAACGUCAUCGAUGUGUACUGUCUUCCGAUCGUGAAGGAGGAAUAUACUGCAGGGACACAACUUGUCUGUCUAAUACUGAAGAGAGAGGGUUCCAUCCCGGGUUUAUAUAUGCGAUGCGGACAACUCCCUUGGCUACGUCAUUGGCAACAUGAGUUCAUUAGCGUUGCGAAAUCGACAAAGCUCUCUGAAAGUGGGUACCAUGCCGCUCACGAAGAUGGCCAGGUCACGAUACUCCUCGCAUAAAUUCGCAUGCCGAAGUUGAUCGCGACGUAUGACAUCGCUACGCUGCUGCUAUAGCCGCUGCAUAUGCUAAAGUGCUCCUCUACGCCAUUGGCGCAGAGCCUUCUGCCAAUCCUCCGCGGCGGGGCGAGGGAGGUUAGUUAUCUUUGGUUCCCUGGUUUGGCCGGCCAUGACUUGUUCUCCUCACAACAA
Messenger RNA from Hyaloscypha bicolor E, 1923 nucleotides. RefSeq names its product HET-domain-containing protein. Lineage: Eukaryota; Fungi; Ascomycota; Leotiomycetes; Helotiales; Hyaloscyphaceae. The transcript is spliced from 2 exons. The coding region runs from base 1 to 1734 and encodes 577 amino acids. The record is from RefSeq and is a predicted model, not a curated record.